AUGUCCAGCAAGGGCUCCGUGGUUCUGGCCUACAGUGGUGGCCUGGAUACCUCCUGCAUCCUUGUGUGGCUGAAGGAACAAGGCUAUGAUGUCAUCGCUUACCUGGCCAACAUCGGCCAGAAGGAAGAUUUUGAGGAAGCCAGGAAGAAGGCACUGAAGCUUGGAGCCAAGAAGGUGUUCAUUGAAGAUGUGAGCAAGGAGUUUGUGGAGGAAUUCAUCUGGCCAGCUGUCCAGUCCAGUGCGCUCUAUGAAGACCGCUAUCUCCUGGGUACCUCUCUGGCCAGGCCUUGCAUAGCUCGCAAGCAGGUGGAAAUUGCCCAGCGAGAGGGGGCCAAGUAUGUGUCUCAUGGCGCCACGGGAAAGGGCAAUGACCAGGUCCGCUUUGAGCUCACCUGCUACUCAUUGGCACCCCAGAUUAAGGUCAUUGCCCCCUGGAGGAUGCCUGAGUUUUACAACCGGUUCAAGGGCCGAAAUGAUUUGAUGGAGUAUGCAAAGCAACAUGGAAUCCCCAUCCCUGUUACACCCAAGAGCCCCUGGAGUAUGGAUGAGAACCUUAUGCACAUCAGCUACGAGGCUGGAAUCCUGGAAAACCCCAAG
Cricetulus griseus (Chinese hamster) is the source of this 597-nucleotide messenger RNA. NCBI's taxonomy places the organism in Eukaryota, Metazoa, Chordata, Mammalia, Rodentia, Cricetidae. The record is from RefSeq and is a predicted model, not a curated record.